GCUCUGCCGAAGCCACGGAGAGGGCGGGGCGCGAGGGAGGCCGGGAGCCAGGACGUCCGUGCGCCCGGAGCUAACUGGAGGCCUAGGCGAGCGGGUCGGCGGGCUGGGUUAAACAGUUUAAGAUGAGAAAAGUUGAUCUCUGUUUGAGCUCUGAAGGGUCUGAAGUGAUUUUAGCUACAUCAAGUGAUGAAAAACACCCACCUGAAAAUAUCAUUGAUGGGAAUCCAGAAACGUUUUGGACCACCACAGGAAUGUUUCCCCAGGAGUUUAUUAUUUUUUUUCACAAACAUGUAAAGAUUGAAAGACUUGUAAUCCAAAGUUACUUUGUGCGUACCUUAAAGAUUGAAAAGAGCACAUCUAAAGAGCCAGUUGAUUUUCAGCAGUGGAUUGAAAAAGACUUAGUACACACAGAGGGGCAGCUUCAAAAUGAAGAAAUUGUGGCACGUGAUGGUUACGCCACUUACUUGAGAUUCAUUAUUGUUUCAGCCUUUGAUCAUUUUGCUUCUGUGCAUAGCAUUUCUGCAGACGGAAUAGUAGUCUCAGAUUUUGCAUGAAUUCACUUACAUGACUUUUUAACAAUGUAUUUAUUUAAACAUGAAAUUGUCGUUGAUAAUACUUUAUUAAAAGGAUUUAUAUCAA
Messenger RNA from Lemur catta (Ring-tailed lemur), 639 nucleotides. It is a transcript of the gene IFT25, whose product is annotated as heat shock protein family B (small) member 11. The transcript has 6 exons. Gene Ontology annotation, cellular component: centrosome; intraciliary transport particle B; cilium. The coding region runs from base 123 to 554 and encodes 143 amino acids. Gene Ontology annotation, biological process: intraciliary transport. Lineage: Eukaryota; Metazoa; Chordata; Mammalia; Primates; Lemuridae. The record is from RefSeq and is a predicted model, not a curated record.